This is a messenger RNA of Hibiscus syriacus, 1900 nucleotides long. Its product is annotated as SNF1-related protein kinase catalytic subunit alpha KIN10-like. Gene Ontology annotation, biological process: intracellular signal transduction; protein phosphorylation. The transcript has 11 exons. Gene Ontology annotation, molecular function: protein serine/threonine kinase activity; ATP binding. The record is from RefSeq and is a predicted model, not a curated record. The coding region runs from base 99 to 1634 and encodes 511 amino acids. NCBI's taxonomy places the organism in Eukaryota, Viridiplantae, Streptophyta, Magnoliopsida, Malvales, Malvaceae.
GGAAAAAAAUUAAAAUCCGAGGCUUGUUCCUCUUCUUCGUUCGGAUUCUACGAUAAAAUAAACCUAACCGUGGUAUUUCCCAUCAAAUCAGGGGAAAAAUGGAUGGAUCGGGAGGAAGAGGAAGUGGAGUGGAUAGUGCAUUACCUAAUUACAAGCUUGGAAAAACGCUUGGAAUUGGUUCGUUCGGAAAGGUUAAAAUUGCUGAGCAUAUUUUGACUGGUCAUAAAGUUGCCAUUAAGAUUCUUAACCGAAGGAAGAUCAAGAAUAUGGAGAUGGAGGAGAAAGUUAGAAGAGAGAUUAAAAUUUUGAGAUUGUUUAUGCAUCCUCACAUCAUACGACUCUAUGAGGCCAUAGAGACUGCAACCGACAUUUUUGUGGUUAUGGAGUAUGUGAAGUCUGGAGAACUCUUUGAUUAUAUUGUAGAGAAAGGAAGAUUGCAGGAGGAUGAGGCUCGCAACUUUUUUCAGCAGAUAAUUUCUGGGGUGGAGUACUGCCAUAGGAAUAUGGUGGUCCAUCGAGACCUUAAGCCGGAAAAUUUACUUUUGGAUUCAAAAUGUAAUGUGAAGAUUGCUGAUUUUGGCUUGAGUAACAUAAUGAGAGAUGGUCAUUUUUUGAAGACAAGUUGUGGAAGCCCAAACUAUGCUGCGCCAGAGGUCAUCUCUGGGAAACUGUAUGCUGGACCUGAAGUGGAUGUUUGGAGCUGCGGUGUUAUAUUGUAUGCCCUUCUUUGUGGUACCCUUCCUUUUGAUGAUGAAAACAUUCCCAACCUCUUUAAGAAAAUCAAGGGUGGCAUAUACACUCUACCAAGCCAUUUAUCCCCUGGUGCUAGAGAUUUAAUCCCUCGGAUGCUUGUAGUUGACCCAAUGAAGAGAAUGACCAUUCCCGAGAUCCGCCAGCAUCCAUGGUUUCAAGCACAUCUUCCAAGAUAUUUAGCUGUUCCCCCACCAGAUUCAAUGCAGCAAGCGAAAAAGAUUGAUGAGGAGAUCCUUCAGGAAGUGAUUAGAAUGGGGUUUGAUCGGAACCAUCUGAUUGAAUCUCUUCGCAACAGAAUUCAAAAUGAGGGAACCAUUGCGUACUACCUACUAUUGGACAACCUGUUCCGGGUCUCCAGCGGCUAUCUUGGAGCUGAAUUUCAGGAAACUGUGGAAUCUGGCUUCAACCUCAUCCAUCCAAAUGAACCUACAGUUCCAGCUGUUGGACACCGCCUUGCAGGAUAUGGUGAUUAUCAAGCAAUGGGUUUAAGGGGACUUGAGAGGAAAUGGGCUCUUGGACUUCAAUCUCGUGCCCAUCCUCGUGAAAUCAUGACAGAAGUUCUCAAAGCCCUGCAAGAACUCAACGUGUGUUGGAAGAAGAUUGGUCAUUACAACAUGAAGUGUAGGUGGCUUGCUAAUAUUCCCAGUCUCAAUGAAGGCAUGGUUAACAAUUCUGUGCACAAUAAUAACUACUUUGGGGAUGAAGCAACCAUUGUAGAAAAUGACGGUAUUACCAAGGCCCCAAAUGUUGUCAAGUUCGAAGUGCAGCUUUAUAAAACCCGCGAGGAGAAAUAUUUGCUGGAUCUUCAGAGGGUUCAGGGCCCACAGUUUCUGUUCUUGGAUCUCUGUGCUGCAUUCCUCACGCAGCUCAGGGUCCUCUAGCGUGAGAAAGUUAUAUCUCCAAAGACUCUUAAGACUCUUGCUAAUGAAUCUCCUAUAAUGCAAGUGAAUAAGAAUGAGCAUAUUCUAUGUAUACAACUCUCUUUCCUUCUUUCUCGGUAGUUUGGAGGAAAGCUUCACCUCUUUGUUUUAUAACCCUCCAUUUUAGAUGGGUAAUUGUGGAGGCCAAGGCAAUAUUAAUGUGUGUCCGCAGGUACACAGCUUUGCCUUUAACAUAAUUAGGUUUCCACAAUGUUGUAUGGAACUAA